CACCUCUGUGAGCAACUGAUCGAGGUUCAAACAACGGCGCUAAAUAAAAUGAGCAUGCGUGGAGCUGUGGUUGGCUGUAUGGUGUUGACAUGCCUUGUGGCCCUGCUGGUUGAGAGGACACAAGGACACAUCACCUUCUUUAGCCCAAAGGAGAUGUCGGACAUGAGGAUGCUAAAGCAACGAGAGGGUAGAAAGGACAUGGCGCCUCGUUCAGAGGACGGUCAGUGCGAAGAAGUUGCUGUCCAACAGCUUCCUCAAACUGAGCAUGGGGGAAAGCCAGAUAAAACAGUGGAUACCACAGCACAUCUUUCACUCAAACAGCUUGACCAAGUCGCUCCUGUGCUAGAGGAGCUCAUCCAUGAAAUUGUUGAGCAACAACAAGCCAAGUAG
Corythoichthys intestinalis (scribbled pipefish) is the source of this 390-nucleotide messenger RNA. RefSeq names its product motilin-like (gene mlnl). NCBI's taxonomy places the organism in Eukaryota, Metazoa, Chordata, Actinopteri, Syngnathiformes, Syngnathidae. The transcript has 5 exons. The record is from RefSeq and is a predicted model, not a curated record. Bases 49 to 390 code for a protein of 113 amino acids.